AUGGAGAAAGAUAUGGAAAAUGACAUGGCAAAGGAUAUGGAGAAAGACAUGGAGAAAGACAUGGAGCUAGAGAAGUCGUCACAAGACCCCUUUGCCGGCGAAGAGGUUGGCGGAGUGCGGUACAGGACUAUGAAGUGGUGGAACUGUGCAAUCUUGAUGAUUGCUCAGUCUGUCUCAUUGGGAGUUCUCUCCCUCCCGUCAUCAAUGGCAGUCUUGGGUCUGGUCCCUGGAUGUAUCAUUAUUGUUGGAAUUGGGGCAUUGACGACCUACACCGGAUAUGUUGUCGGCCAAUUCAAAUUGCGAUACCCUCAAGUCCACAACAUGGCAGACGCUGCGGAGAUCUUAGGCGGCCCUUGGUGUCGUGAGAUUACGAAUGUCGCCCAGGUUGUCUGUUUUAUCUUCCUUAUGGGCGCUCAUGUCUUGACAUUCUCUAUCAUGAUGAACACUCUUACUAACCACGGGACGUGUACCAUCGUUUUCUCUGUGGUGGGGACUAUCCUCUGCUUCAUCCUUACCCUUUCAAGGCGCCUGGAGGAAGUUUCGUAUCUGGGGAUUAUCUCCUCGCUAUCAAUCUUCACCGCGGUGAUGAUUACCAUGAUCGCUAUUGGAAUUGACAUGCCCGAUCCCAGAACAUACGCUAUUACCCAUCCAACUCUGAUGAACGGCUUCUCCGCGACUCUUAACAUUGUCCUCGCCUAUUCCGGCCAUAUGUCAUUUUUCAGCUUCCAGUCCGAGCUGGCAGAUCCAAGAGACUACCCCAAGGCGCUGAUUGCCUUCCAAGUAACAGACACAUCGCUGUAUCUCGUUACUGCCAUCGUGAUAUACCGAUACGCCGGACCGAAUGUCCUCAGCCCCGCCCUGCUGAGUGCAAGCGAACUCGUGUCGAAAAUCGCAUUCGGCAUCUCUAUCGGCACGAUCGUCAUUGCUGGAGUGGUCAUUUGCCACGUCGGUGCAAAAUGCAUCUAUGUGCGGAUGUUCCGUGGCACCCAUAUGAUGAGCGAGAGAUCUUUCCGUUCAUAUGGCAGUUGGGUACUGAUCACUUUCAUCAUGUGGGUUAUCGCGUGGUUGAUCGCAAACGCCAUCCCUGUGUUCAACGAUCUGCUCAACAUGAUCGCGGCGGCGUUCUGCAGCUGGUUUUCGUUCGGUCUGGAGGGCCUCUUUUGGUUGAAGAUGAACCGCGGACAGUACCUUUCAAGCAAACGAAAGAUGGCCUUGGCUGCACUCAAUAUCUUCCUUGUUGCCCUGUGUUGUCUGAUUUGUGGAAUGGGUCUCUGGGCCACUGGAACGAGCAUUCGGAUCAAUGCGCAGAAUGCACACAAACCUUUCUCCUGCGCAAACAAUGCUUAA
Molecule: messenger RNA, 1347 nt
Organism: Penicillium mononematosum
Lineage: Eukaryota; Fungi; Ascomycota; Eurotiomycetes; Eurotiales; Aspergillaceae
Product: Amino acid transporter transmembrane
Exons: 6
Coding region: 1-1347 (448 amino acids)
Biological process (GO): amino acid transmembrane transport
Cellular component (GO): vacuolar membrane
Molecular function (GO): amino acid transmembrane transporter activity
Source: RefSeq, a predicted model, not a curated record